Molecule: messenger RNA, 3953 nt
Organism: Heterocephalus glaber (naked mole-rat)
Lineage: Eukaryota; Metazoa; Chordata; Mammalia; Rodentia; Bathyergidae
Gene: Osbpl11
Product: oxysterol binding protein like 11
Cellular component (GO): cytosol; membrane; Golgi apparatus
Molecular function (GO): sterol binding
Source: RefSeq, a predicted model, not a curated record
GGGAAGGCGGGAAGCGAGCCAGCGGGUGGGUGACUCGCGGUGGAGCUGUGGGUGGGGCGGCGGUCGCGUUUUUGGCUUUCAACCGUGAGGCUCGCCAGCUCCUGGAAGCCAGGAGGGAGAGAACUCCGUGUGCAUGGGAAGGAUAUCUGGCCGCACCGCCGCCCCUGCCGUCCUGAAAGUUUAACUCGAGGAUGCGUGUCUUCCGCUCCCGGGCCAGUGGCGUUCCCUUUUCGUGUCGCCGUCGCAUUUAGCAACUGGGAUCACAUCAGAGUCUUAAAAAGAAGAAAGAAGGAGGCGCCUGCAGAACUCUUGCACGGAGUUGACUUGUUCGGCCAGGGAAGCGCAGGUGGACCCGGGAGCUAGGAUGCAGAGCGGCGAGCCAGUGUCCACGAUGAGAGUCUCCGAGAGCGAAGGGAGGCUGGAGGCGCUGGCCACCGCGGUGACCCCGAGCGGCAAGAACAGCGGCGCGGGCGCGAUCAGCGGCGGCGGCGGCGGCAGCCGGGGUGGCAGUGCCAAGGGCUGGCAGUACAGUGAUCACAUGGAAAACGUGUACGGAUACUUAAUGAAGUACACCAACCUUGUCACUGGGUGGCAGUACAGGUUCUUCGUGCUGAACAACGAGGCAGGGCUGCUGGAGUACUUCGUGAAUGAGCAGUCCAGGAGCCAGAAGCCCAGGGGCACGCUGCAGCUGGCGGGUGCCGUCAUCUCGCCCAGUGACGAGGACUCGCACACGUUCACGGUGAACGCGGCCAGCGGGGAGCAGUACAAACUCCGAGCCACAGAUGCUAAGGAGAGGCAGCACUGGGUCAGCCGGCUUCAGAUAUGCACGCAGCACCACACGGAAGCCAUUGGAAAGAAUAACCCUCCUCUGAAGUCUCGGAGCUUCUCCCUUACGUCAAGUGGGAAUUCCCCGAUUUCCCAGCGGAGGCCAAGUCAGAACGCUGUCUCCUUCUUCGGUGUCGGGCACUCCAAGCUGCAGCCUGGGGGCCGAAAAGCUCACUUACCCCCGGACCACCUUGUGGAAGUCAGAGAGAUGAUGUCUCAUGCAGAAGGACAGCAGAGAGACUUGGUGAGACGAAUCGAAUGCCUCCCCACCUCCGGCCUUCCCAGCUCCCUGGACCAGGACCUCCUGAUGCUCAAAGCCACAUCCAUGGCCACAAUGAACUGCUUGAACGACUGUUUCCACAUCCUGCAGCUGCAGCACGCAUCCCACCAGAAGGGUUCUCUGCCUCCAGGAACGACAAUCGAGUGGUUAGAACCAAAGAUCCCUCUCUCAAACCAUUACAAAAAUGGAGCCGAGCAGCCCUUCACGGCGGAGCAGGACAAAGCCGUGCCCGUUCCUGAGGAGCAGUCGGCUGCAGAGUCUGGGCUCAUAGCGCUCAUAGCAAGGGAGCCUGAGGACAUAAACUCGGAUGAGGAAGUGGAGGACACCUGCGAUGACAAAGAGGACGACCUGGGGGCCGUGGAGGAGCAGCGCAGCGUCAUCCUGCACCUCCUGUCCCAGCUCAAGCUGGGCAUGGACCUGACACGGGUGGUGCUCCCCACAUUCAUCCUGGAGAAGCGUUCCCUGCUGGAGAUGUACGCAGACUUCAUGUCACACCCGGACCUAUUCAUAGCCAUCACGAGCGGCGCCUCAGCCGAGGACCGGAUGGUCCGCUUCGUGGAGUACUACCUGACCUCGUUCCACGAGGGCCGCAAGGGAGCCACCGCCAAGAAGCCGUACAACCCCAUCCUCGGGGAGACCUUCCACUGCUCCUGGUGGGUGCCCAAGAGCAGCCCCGGGGCCCCAACGGGCAACGCACCCAACCCUGCGCCCGAGGAGUCCGCGAGCCCGGCCGCUGACUGCUACACCGUGCGCUUCGUGGCCGAGCAGGUCUCCCAUCACCCGCCCGUGUCCGGCUUCUACGCGGAGUGCGCAGAGCGGAGGAUGUGCGUGAGCGCACACGUGUGGACCAAGAGCAAGUUCCUGGGCAUGUCCAUUGGCGUGACCAUGGUGGGCGAGGGGGUCCUCAGCCUGCUGGAGCACGGUGAGGAGUACACCUUCUCUCUGCCCUGCGCAUAUGCCCGCUCCAUCCUCACUGUGCCCUGGGUGGAGCUGGGCGGCAAGGUUGGCGUGAGCUGUGCGAAGACCGGGUACUCGGCCAGCAUCACCUUCCACACCAAGCCCUUCUACGGCGGCAAACUGCACCGGGUCACUGCGGAAGUGAAGCACAACCUGAGCAACACCGUGGUGUGCAGGGUGCAGGGCGAGUGGAACGGCAUCCUGGAGUUCACCUACAGCAACGGGGAGACCAAGUGCGUGGACCUGACCAGGCUGGCGGUGACAAGGAAGCGAGUCCGGCCCCUGGAGAAGCAGGACCCGUUCGAGUCCAGGCGGCUGUGGAGGAACGUGACGGAGGCGCUGAGCCACGCGGAGAUGGACAAGGCCACGGAGCACAAGCGCGCGCUGGAAGAGCGGCAGCGGGCGGAGGAGCGGCUCCGAGCCGAGGCAGGCGCGGCCUGGAGGACGCGGUACUUCACCAAGGAGGGAGACAGCUGGGUUUAUCACAAACCCCUCUGGAAAGUCCUUGCAGCAGCACAACCAGCAGAGUGACAUGUGUUCUCCAGGAUGUGACCAGAUGUGGCUCUUCCAUUCCCCACCCCAACUGGAGUCACUGCACUGAACUGCCCCGCCGCUGAUCUUGAAUGUACCUCCUCGGGCGCCUUCAUCCCGCAGCAAGACCAAAGUGUCACACCUGGCCCAUGACGCAGCAAUGCAAACAACCUGAGCCCUGAGGGAGCUGCCUCUCUCGGCCACCAGACAGUGAGAACCCAGUGACUUCCCUUCUUGGUAGUGAAACAUGAGGUCUCCUUUCAGUCUCUAAUUUGCUUUGUCUGUCCAUAACUGAAGUAUUUGCUGCUCUUAGAAACCAGCCACGAUGUGGAGGAACCACCCCAGCGGAUGGCCGCUGUGCCUGCAGUCAGUGCUGGGCAGCAGCGCCAGCUGAGCUGUCAGCAGUGAGUUCCUGCAGCCACCAGAAUCACAGCCGCGGAGUUUUUUCUUCUGAGCAUUUUCAUAUACUUGAAAACAGCACUGACUUGAAAAAUUUCAGAACAUUUUUCAGUACCUAGUUUUAUUAAAUAUUACACUUGAGAGACAAUUUUUUUAAAUGUAUUCAUGUCAAUAUGAUGAGAUUUGGGCCUUUCCCAAGAACGAAGGCAUUAAGAAAAUAGCUAAUAUUAAAAAGUGGAACUGUUACAUUUUCCUGACCUUUUCUUCACCAGUAGGUUAGAAGUCAGUAUUGUGUGUACUGGGUCAGUUUGCUUUCUGUUACCUUGGUGCACCCAAAAGUGGAAGCAGGCAACUAUUCGUGUUUGUCAGUAACUUAUACAUGUGACCAGGUGCGUGGAAGUAAGGUGUGGUUCCUUUCUUUUCAAGGAAUCGUAAACAGUGAAGAAAAAUAUGAAAUAAAAAGCUAUCAGGAAGUUGUAUUCAGGUACAAAUCAUUUUUAAUCAGUAUUUCAUGGAGGCUGAAGAAUUGCUGGCAGUUGACAAAUAGUGCUGGUUAUGGUUCUGUCAUUCGUUCGCCUUCCUCAAGUGCACAUGCGUGGUGCUCGCCCCUCGUCCCUGCGAGCGACCUGAACUUCAGGAGUGGUGCCUUACGCGUCCUGUCCCUCCCACGUGUCUUCUGACCAAGCAUCACGUGUCGUGGGAGACAGCUGCAUCCCCAUCCUCACAAGGCAUUGAGCUCUGCGCUCUGAUAAACUCUUCUGCCGAGGGCUUCAGAGGACAAAAACAGGACAAUAGUUUUUUCCAACUAAUUGUAAAUUAUAUGCAAAAGAAUUGGUUUGUGUACAACCAUUUUAAUGAUGCCCUUUGCGUAUUUGCUGUGAAAAGCACUGGAAAAAAUCUCAAAAGGAGCUGUAGUUCAUGUGUUGGGAAAAUUGAGAAAUAAUAAAACUAGAGAACAAUA